AUGGAACUGCCUGGCUUAAAGCAUCUUGACCCAGAAGUUGAGCAGCCAGUUGAAGAGCCCCCAUUCAGUCUGUCAAGAUUUGGGGGUGAGCUAUUUCUUGCCCUUGUAUGGGGUCACUGGUGGAAUGCUGCUGUUCCCAGAGAUCCCAUCUUUGGUAUAGAUAUCAGCUUUUUACGCCUCCUUGCACCAGUCUUUGUGGCAGCAGCUGUGCACACAGUUGGCAAUAUUGGGAAUCAGCAGGGAAGUUUCAUGAAGCCUUUAAUUUCUUCAUACUUGUUGUACACAUUGAAUGGAUUCCAUGAUCGAGCAAUCACAAGUGCUGCCUUGUCUGCAACUAUUGGGUUCAACUGGAGAGCAAAGGAAUGGAGAAGAGUCAAAGAGCCCAAGGGAUCACUAAGAAAGAGACUCCUGAAGACUGCAGUGGUUGUGGUAUUUAGUUAUGGGUUGGUGGUAUCUUUCCUGUACUUCAACUGUGAAGUGAGAGACAAUUCAGGUGUGUCAACAAAAUGCCGUGAUGCUCUACAGAACUUCCUCAAUUCUCCAGCUUGGGUAGAUAUGAAAACUCAACUACUACGCAUCUAUGAAGUCAUAAAGUUGCAUGGAUGGUCUCGUGUCUAUGAAGAGAUUAUCAACUCCAUAGAUCCCUUAGGAGAGAAGAAAGCACUGGAGAUAUUGGAGCUGAGCCAAGGUGCUUCUCAGGAGAACAUCACAGCCCAGUAUCGUUCCUUGUCUCGCAAAUAUCAUCCAGACCGAUAUAAAGAUCCAGAAGAGAAGAUUAAGGCUCAGGAGAAAUUCAUUGAAAUCCAACAGGCAUAUGAACGGUUGUCAGAUAUUAAGACCAAAAGAAAGCGGGCCAACAAAAAACCUUCAGAUCAGGGAACAACAAAUGAAUUCAGCCAAGGACCAGAUGAUGUGAAUAAUGACGAUGAUGAGGAUUUCAUUCACGACAGGGACUUAUGAAGUCAUUUUUGCCAUGAUGCCAUUCAGUUAGAUAUCUUCAGUUUAGUUAUUUGUGAUAUUCCAAACACAAGACUGGGAGUCCUCCUGGUGUUCAGUCAUAUUUCAUGAUCAGACUCUCAUGCUUAUGAUGUAGUUUUGGGUGGUUAAGAUCUCACUUUCAAUCUUGUUUCAAUUAUCCUAACUGCUGGCAGCCUCUUUAUAAGAUUUUGCUAAAAAUUUUGAAGUGGAAUUUGAUUCCAGAAUGUUUGGGUUUAUUGAAUUUAUUUAUAAGAGUUUUUCUAUCUCACCAAUUGUGCCUUAAUUGGGUGAUCAUGGCUCUGUCCAUCUUGUGUUGUCUUCCAGUGGCAAUGCCCUCAAUUGGCUAUUCUUGCCCAUAGCUGUGCUUCUCAUUGAAAUUUAAUAGGCACAGGUGAUGAAUCGCGUGAUAAAUGUGAGCCUUGAGUUUAUCUAAUACUGCAACAAAGCAUAUGCAUUGUUGCCGUUUCCUUCUUUCCCCCCAUUUCUUAUCAUGUAUAAAGAUUGAGAGCCUG
This is a messenger RNA of Darwinula stevensoni, 1490 nucleotides long. The record is from the annotation of a GenBank genome assembly. NCBI's taxonomy places the organism in Eukaryota, Metazoa, Arthropoda, Ostracoda, Podocopida, Darwinulidae.